CUAAAAAUAAUAAUAUGAGUAUUAGGUUUGAUAGAAUUCAAUUGACCGCAAUGAAGCAUAGAUCUUGGUAAGAACUGACUCAUCAGCGAUGGCGAAAGCCGUAGUCGGAGAAGAAACGCGACUCAGUUCGACGGAGGAUCGUCUCAGCCAAUCCGCACUUCCCUCAGAGGUGGGUCUUAUAAUCGGCAAGUUCAGCUCCGCUUUGGGCCGGGCCUUCCUCUUCGAUCUCAUUCCCACCCCACCCAACGACUCCGCCGAGCCCGCCUCCGCCCUCACCGAGCCCGACAAGAAAAAGGGGCCCAAAUCCAAAUCCGAUUCCUCUUCGCUCUUCAUCGACAAGGACUGGGUCGCCGAACAUGCUCGCCAGGUUUCCAGAAUGCUCGUCGGCGGCAUGAAGGUCCUUGGCCUCUAUGUUUGGGUUGGCGAUGCCGCAUUCAAGAAUUCAACCAUAAUGCUUUGCCAGACGGUGAAGGGUGUUGCUGACGCAGCGCCGGUUUCGGGGGUGGACUGGGAUGAGAGAUUGCUUCUUCACAUUUGUUAUAGUCCCAGGAGGUGGAAUUGUAGAAACUGCUUGCUGUCUUCGAAUAUUACAUCAAGUAGUUUGCGGCCUUGUGAUUUUAAAAUGGGGAAGGUUUUAGCUUCCCUUCAAACGUUCAAGUGCAUGCACAACUUUAACCUGAGGUUGCCUAUAUUACGUGACAGUAAGCUUCAGACAAUGAGUGAUGUUCUUCGUCAUGCAAUAGCUAUUCAUGCCAAAGAGCUUACAAGUGCAAAGGCCUUGAUUGAUGGUAAAUUGGUUACUGAGAGUGAGUCAUACUCAUCAGAUGGCGUGCAUGAAGUUGAAUUGCUUCUACCAUUUCUUAACAAUAGUUCUAUUGAAGCAUGCAGCCAAGGAGAUGUUGUUGGUAUUCUUUCAUUUAGUGGCUUGAUAUGUUCUUUUGCAUAUCUGAAUUCAAAAGAGCCGAUUUCACAAGCUGUCAGUGAUAUAAAGGGAGAUAUCAUUACGAGUCUGCAAAGUAGAUUGGAUAUAAUCUGUGACGAGGUAGAUGUUGACUCAGAUAACAAUCAUGAUGUUGGAAGCCAAGCAAGCAAUGAAAUAUCAGCUGAAAAGCCUGUUCCCCAACUAGUAUUGCACUUAUUGAGAAAAGGAUGUAGUCUUUCAUUUCCUAGAAGAGUCUUUGCACCAUGGUUAGGAGGGGUGUUUGUGUGUGAUUAUUUGCAGCCUUCUGAAACUGUUGAGGUUUGUUCUAUUUCUGUAGGGAAAUAUUAAUAUUAGGUAUUUUGUUUCUUGCUGUAUCUAAAUCUAUUUCUAUGUCUGAUUUGGUUUGAAGACUAACUACUCCUGUGUUGUUGCUGAAAAAAGAUGGUAUUUGUUUAAGAGUUUUGAACUGAUGUUAUUUGCAGACCACACCAGUACAUAAAGAGACAUUCCUGUCUUGACGAGAUCAAUAAUUUAUUGAUUUGGGAUCUCAGUCCAAAUUAAUAUUAUCUAGAGCCUUUGAACAACUACGUAAUCAAUGCGGAUAUUUUACCCAGUGCCUUGCAAAUAAAGCAUACAUGUCUUUAAGUAUGUGCAUGAAUUGGGGAGCACGAAUUAAAUUACGUGAUUUAUGUUUUCAAAUUUCAACAUCAUUGCAGAGAAGACUGCCUAGCCUGUUUAGAGCAAAGCAAUUAAUAUGAUGAUGAUGUUGUUGGAUUCCUGAAAACCAAAAACAGUGAGGAAUAGUUAGAACUUAGGACAUCACAUUUACUUCAAUUUAUACUGAGAUCAAUUUAUACUGCAAUCCUUGGAUUUUGUGUAUGGGAAAAUAUUUAUUGAGAAAGAUUAACCUUUUAAAUGGAUCUCAAUACUUCAGGAAUUAGCCAUUAGCUUCUAACCGAAAGAUAAGUGGUUCACCCGAAAAAAAAAUUUGUUAACAGUUGUUUUCAUGCUCUUGAACCGCUGUCUUGCUGUAGCCUCUACAAGAUUGUCACUGUUACAAUGAAGUUGUACUUUAUUUUUAUUUCUUAGUUCUUACUAAAUAUUAUA
Molecule: messenger RNA, 2029 nt
Organism: Cajanus cajan (pigeon pea)
Lineage: Eukaryota; Viridiplantae; Streptophyta; Magnoliopsida; Fabales; Fabaceae
Source: RefSeq, a predicted model, not a curated record